GGAGGAGGAGGAGAUGGAGAAGGAGGUGAGGCCAGAGACCCUAACCCCAGAGGAGCUGGAGAAGCUGAAGGAAGCGGUGGACGACAAGAAGAAGCUGAUCCAAGCGUUAAGGGGGAAGCCCUGGCCUAUGAAGAAGAAACACUCCACACUGAGAGAGUCCCAGGAGUUCUUAGAGAAAUAUGAGGGAGCUCUGGGGAAAGGAAAAGGCCGGAAGCUCUAUGCAUACAAAGUCAUGAUGAACAAGAAAUGGAUGAAGUUUAAGAGAGACUUCGAGAACUUCACAACUGCUUGUAUUCCAUGGGAGAUGAAAAUCAAGGAGAUCGAAAGCCACUUUGGCUCAUCUGUGGCCUCCUAUUUCAUAUUCCUGAGGUGGAUGUAUGGCAUCAACAUGAUCCUGUUCGGUCUGACCUUUGGUCUAGUAAUGGUACCUGAGGCAUUAAUGGGCAGGCCGUACGGUAGCAUGCCUAGAAAGACUGUGCCCAGGGCUGAGGAGACCAAUGCCAUGGACUUUGCGGUCCUCUGGGACUUUGGGGGUUAUGCCCAAUACUCAGUGCUCUUCUAUGGUUACUACAAUAGUCAGCGCGCUAUUGGCUGGCUCAAGUUCCGCAUGCCCCUCUCUUACUUCCUGGUCGGUGUGGGUACGGUGGCCUACAGUUACAUGGUGGUCAUCAGAAAAAUGGCACGCAAUGCCAAUGAAACUGGGGGAGGGGAUGAAAACAGUUUCAACUUCAGCUGGAAGACAUUCACCAGCUGGGACUAUCUGAUAGGAAAUCCUGAGACGGCCGACAACAAGUUUGCCUCCAUCACCACCAGCUUCAAGGAGGCCAUCUUGGAGGAGCAAGAGAGUAGGAAGGACGACAACAUCCACCUGACUCGCUUCCUGCGGGUGCUGGCCAACUUCCUGGUCCUGUGCUGCCUGGCCGGCAGUGGCUACCUCAUCUACUUCGUAGUGCGGCGCUCGCAGAAAUUUGCCCUUGAAGGAUUUGAAAACCACACCUGGUGGGAGCGGAAUGAGGUGAACAUGGUCAUGUCCCUGCUGGGGAUGUUCUGUCCCAUGCUGUUUGAUGUCAUCAGCGCACUGGAGAACUACCAUCCCCGCGUCGCCCUGCAGUGGCAGCUGGGCCGUAUCUUUGCUUUAUUCCUGGGCAAUCUGUACACCUUUAUCAUCGCACUCAUGGACGAGAUCAACCUCAAAAGAAAAGAGGAGGAUGUGGUUCAGUUCAACAUGACCAUGUGGGAGGCUAGUCUUCAUAACAACACCGCGUCGGACAACAGCACCGCCCCCCCCCUGUUCACCCACCCUGCCGAUGUCCCCAGAGGCCCCUGCUGGGAGACCAUGGUGGGGCAGGAGUUUGUGAGACUCAUCAUAUCCGAUACGAUGACCACGUACAUCACACUGCUGAUCGGUGACUUCCUGAGAGCCGUUCUCGUUCGUUUCCUCAACUACUGCUGGUGCUGGGACCUGGAGGCGGGAUUUCCAUCUUACUCCGAGUUUGACGUCAGCGGAAACGUUCUGGGAUUGAUCUUCAAUCAAGGAAUGAUUUGGAUGGGGGCGUUCUACGCGCCAUGCCUCCCGGCCCUCAACGUGCUGCGGCUCCACGUGUCCAUGUACCUCCAGUGCUGGGCCGUCAUGUGCUGCAACGUACCCCAGGAACGGGUCUUCAAGGCCUCGGGCUCCAACAACUUCUACAUGGCCAUGCUGCUGGUCAUCCUCUUCCUGUCCACGCUCCCCGCCAUCUACACCAUCGUCACCAUACCGCCGUCCUUCGACUGCGGCCCCUUCAGUGGGAAGGCUCGCAUGUUUGACGUGAUCCAGGAGACUCUCGAGUCGGACUUCCCAGCCUGGAUCAGUAAAGUGUUCAGCUACGCCGCCAACCCUGGCCUUGUGCUCCCCUUCAUGCUCCUCAUGGUAUUGGCCAUCUAUUAUUUACAAUCCACAUCCAAAAGCUACAAAGAAGCUAACGUGGAGCUAAAGAAGAAGCUUCAAAUGGUAAAUUAAUAAAAUAUAUCAGCAUAUUUACCAUGGCUUUUCAUG
Gadus chalcogrammus (walleye pollock) is the source of this 2035-nucleotide messenger RNA. RefSeq names its product transmembrane channel-like 1 (gene tmc1). NCBI's taxonomy places the organism in Eukaryota, Metazoa, Chordata, Actinopteri, Gadiformes, Gadidae. Bases 14 to 1999 code for a protein of 661 amino acids. Gene Ontology annotation, cellular component: plasma membrane. The record is from RefSeq and is a predicted model, not a curated record. The transcript has 15 exons. Gene Ontology annotation, biological process: detection of mechanical stimulus involved in sensory perception of sound; vestibular reflex. Gene Ontology annotation, molecular function: mechanosensitive monoatomic ion channel activity.